Messenger RNA from Enterobius vermicularis (human pinworm), 519 nucleotides. The record is from the annotation of a GenBank genome assembly. Lineage: Eukaryota; Metazoa; Nematoda; Chromadorea; Rhabditida; Oxyuridae.
AUGGCUUUUGACCGUCACAUAUCAAAUGCGUUAAGAAAUCACCUGUUUCAAAAGGCUGGAAAUGAAACAUCUGGCAUGGACCUUCCAGCCAUAAACAUUCAGAGGGCUCGAGACCAUGGUGUACACCCUUGCAAUGAUUAUAGAGAAUGGUGCGGUUUAAAAAGAGCUCACUCUUUUGAAGACUUAGGAGAGGUUAUGAGCCGAGAUUCGUAUGUAGCACUAAAAAGUGUCUAUGAGCACGUGGAUGACAUUGAUUUGUUUCCUGGUAUUAUGUCUGAAACUCCCAUAAAAGGCGCUUUGGUCGGACCGACACUGGCUUGUCUCUUAGCCGAACAGUUUCAACGCUUGAAACGUUGUGAUCGUUUUUAUUAUGAAAACGAUGUAUCAGCAACUCGAUUUACACCCGGUCAGUUGGCUGAAAUCAGAAAAACGAAACUUAGUAAGUUGAUUUGCGAUAACAGCCAAUACGGCCGACGCAUUCAGUCAAACGCCUUUUUGAUGCCGGAUGAUCUCACGUCA